GACCCUCAAGUUUCAACCAGAAAAGAAAAUGAAAGAAAAACAAACUCGCACCAAAAUUGACUUCUCAAAAUCUUUGGAGUCCUCUUCCACGGGGACGAGAGAGAGAGAAUCGAUGAAGGGGAAAAGAUUUCUGUCGAUCCCUGUUUUCUCUGUGUUUCUGCUGCUGGGUUUUAUUUACUACGUCGCAGUCUUCGUCUUCAUAGAGAAUUGGGUGGGGUUGCAGAGCUCGGCUGGUUCAUUGAACGCUCUGAUCUUCACCUUCUUGGCCUCUCUCUGUGUCUUCUCUUUCCUCGUCUGCGUCCUCACCGACCCAGGUGGGGUCCCACCUGCUUACGUGCCUGACUUUGAAGCUAGCGAGGCUUCGGAUCAAGCGCUCAUGAAAAGUGGCACACAACUAAGGCAAUGUGCCAAGUGUUCUGCUUACAAGCCUCCCAGGGCUCAUCAUUGCCGGUCUUGUAGAAGGUGUAUCUUGAGGAUGGAUCAUCACUGUAUGUGGAUAAAUAAUUGUGUUGGUCAUAGGAACUACAAGGCCUUUGUCGUCCUUGUGUUUUAUGCAGCUAUGUCCAGCCUUUAUUCUGCAGUUGUAACUAUAUGCUGCACAAUUGAGAAGGACUGGAAUUACAGUGGAAGUGGCCCCCUCAAGUUGUUUUAUAUUGUAUGCGGCGUAAUGACUGUUGGCUUAUUCUUGACACUGGGAACCCUCCUGGGCUGGCAUAUCUUCCUCAUCAGUCAUAACAUGACGACCAUAGAGCGUUAUGACGUAAUAAGAGCAGCAUGGUUGGCUAGGAAAUCUGGACAAAGCUAUCGCCAUCCUUUCGAUGUUGGUGUCUACAAAAACAUUACCCUGAUAUUAGGACCAAACAUGCUGAAAUGGUUAUGCCCCACUGCAGUAAGCCACAUAAAAGAUGGGAUUAACUUCCCUACUCCACGUGAUAACUCGUGACAUUCUCUGCCUCUACCGAUAUCUUGUUUUUCCGCUUCUCUUCCUUCAUUACCAAUGUUGUGGUAACUGAUAAAUACUAAUUUCAUCUCUCAGCUCUUGAGUUCAAGGGUAUAUGAUCUAGACCUAGGGCAUUAUUCCUGUCAGCAGCAACAGUUUUACCCGGAAAACCUGAGGCCAUGUUCUCAGCCUCUAUUCGUUACAUCAUACUUGAGAAAACACAUGCACAGCAGGUCCCAUUACCGGAGCCAGAUAAUUCCCCCCUUUCUGUUAUGAGCCUCGAGUCAUUUCUUUGUUUCUUUCAUUUCAUUUUCCUUUGCCCUUCUAUUAUAAGCCUCAAAUGGCAAAAUAUGUAGAUAGUUUUGUACAUAACGUACUCAUUUUUAGGUCGAACUUCGACUUUUUAUGUCAUGGAGGGCAUUCUUUCUGUAUACAUGUUUAUACGUCGUACUCCUUUUGCUAACUUUGCUCAUGUUAAACAGUUAUCAGACUAUCAGUCAUUGUUUUUGAAAUGAA
Rhododendron vialii is the source of this 1456-nucleotide messenger RNA. Its product is annotated as probable protein S-acyltransferase 15. Lineage: Eukaryota; Viridiplantae; Streptophyta; Magnoliopsida; Ericales; Ericaceae. The transcript is spliced from 7 exons. The record is from RefSeq and is a predicted model, not a curated record. The coding region runs from base 29 to 943 and encodes 304 amino acids. Gene Ontology annotation, molecular function: palmitoyltransferase activity.